Saccharomyces paradoxus is the source of this 687-nucleotide messenger RNA. It is a transcript of the gene PDX3, whose product is annotated as pyridoxamine-phosphate oxidase PDX3. Bases 1 to 687 code for a protein of 228 amino acids. Gene Ontology annotation, molecular function: pyridoxamine phosphate oxidase activity; FMN binding. Gene Ontology annotation, biological process: pyridoxine biosynthetic process. Lineage: Eukaryota; Fungi; Ascomycota; Saccharomycetes; Saccharomycetales; Saccharomycetaceae. The record is from RefSeq and is a predicted model, not a curated record. The transcript has a single exon.
AUGACUAAACAAGCUGAGGAGACUCAAAAACCAAUCAUCUUUGCCCCCGAGACGUAUCAAUACGAUAAGUUCACUUUGAAUGAAAAGCAACUCACAGACGAUCCUAUUGAUCUUUUCACCAAAUGGUUCAACGAAGCCAAGGAAGACCCAAGGGAAACGUUGCCAGAAGCAAUUACUUUUUCAUCCGCGGAAUUACCUAGUGGGAGGGUGUCGUCCAGGAUUCUUCUUUUUAAGGAACUCGACCAUAGAGGGUUUACCAUUUAUUCCAACUGGGGAACCUCUAGAAAAGCCCAUGAUAUCGCUACCAAUCCGAACGCGGCAAUAGUAUUCUUCUGGAAGGAUCUGCAAAGGCAAGUGAGGGUUGAAGGUAUCACGGAGCAUGUUAACAGGGAAACUUCUGAAAGGUACUUUAAGACAAGACCUCGUGGGUCCAAGAUCGGUGCAUGGGCCUCACGCCAGUCGGAUGUUAUCAAAAACAGAGAAGAACUGGACGAGUUGACCCAGAAAAACACCGAGCGUUUCAAGGACGAUGAAGACAUUCCAUGCCCAGAUUAUUGGGGCGGCUUGAGAAUCGUCCCAUUGGAGAUUGAGUUCUGGCAAGGUAGACCUUCCAGAUUGCAUGAUAGAUUUGUUUACAGAAGAAAAACAGAAAAUGACCCAUGGAAAGUCGUUAGACUGGCUCCAUGA